This is a messenger RNA of Durusdinium trenchii, 360 nucleotides long. The record is from the annotation of a GenBank genome assembly. Lineage: Eukaryota; Dinophyceae; Suessiales; Symbiodiniaceae.
AUGCAUGUGACUCUGGCAGAGCUGAAGGAAGCUUUGUCAGCCAAGAAGUUGUCGAGCUUCAUGGAGUCCAUGGGCAUUUCCACCCAGGAUGUCAGCACCCUUUUCAUGAUUAUCGAUACGGACAAGAGUGGUAUGAUUGACCUUGAAGAGUUUGUCUCGGGCUGCAUGCAGCUGCAUGGUCCAGCCAAAAGCUUGCAGCUUGCACAGAUGAGCCACGAGAACCGAGUGACUCGCCAGGCGCCGGGGUAUUGGAAGGUCCCUGAAAAGUUGCAGGACGCAUACCAUUGGUCAGACUCGGUCUUUGCCCCUGCAAAUCGCAAACAUUCGCAAACCAUAUUGGGACUGAUCCUGAUAUGCUGA